AGAGCAGAGCGGGACUGACUGCGAGGAGGACAGAGGCGCAGACGUGUGCACAGCAGAGCACUGCAACUCCACAAAGACAAGAGAAGGAGGAGGAAGAGUUUGCAAGGGGAGAAGAAGAGAGAGAAAGAGAUUUCUUUUAUUUUUAACAUCAGCAAACUGUGGUGGAUGUCAUACCUACAUCAAAAGAAAUCUACAAGAACAAAAAGGAAUUGCUUUCUUCACAUCAAAAAGGGAAAUACUAACAGUUGUUAGAGUUUUUCUUUCUCUUCAUAUUCGCCACAAAUAGAUCAUUAUUCUAAAGGACUUGUGAGGUGGAGGAGGACUUUUGUUUUUUGCAGAGAAACAGGGAGACAAAGGUGGACAGACAGGAGAAGUGGUUUGCUGGAGAAGAUUUGGCUGCAGAAGAGGUGAACAUGCCCGAAAGAGGAGGCUGCUUUGGGGCAGGCAUGGGCAGGCUGGCAGGGCAGCCGCUCUGGAUGUGGGUGGUGAUGCUCUCUGCUCUGCUCACGGGCAGUGCCAGCGCCUGCCCAGCCCUGUGUACCUGCAGUGGCACCACAGUGGACUGCCAUGGACUGGGUAUCAAAACCAUGCCAAGGAAUAUCCCCCGCAACACUGAGAGACUGGAGCUGAAUGGGAAUAACCUCACACGCAUCACCAAGAGUGACUUCGCUGGACUCAAGUACAUCCGAGUUCUGCAGCUCAUGGAGAAUCAGAUCACUGUGAUCGAGCGUGGGGCUUUUGAUGACAUGAAGGAGCUGGAGAGACUGCGGCUGAACCGUAAUCAACUGCAGCAGCUUCCUGAGUUGCUGUUUCAGAAGAACCCUGGCCUGUCUCGACUAGAUCUGAGCGAGAACUUCAUCCAGUCCAUCCCCAGAAAAGCAUUCAGAGGAGCCACAGACAUCAAAAACCUUCAGCUGGAUAAAAACCACAUCAGCUGCAUCGAGGAUGGAGCGUUCAGAGCGCUGAGAGGCUUGGAAGUGCUAACACUGAACAACAACAACAUCAGUGGCAUCCCUGUCUCCAGCUUCAACCACAUGCCCAAACUUCGAACCUUCCGUCUCCACUCCAACAAUCUGAACUGUGACUGUCACCUGUCCUGGUUGGCACAGUGGCUCAGACAGAGGCCGACCAUCGGGCUUUUUACUCAGUGCACUACCCCGCCUGAGCUCAGAGGACUCAAUGUGGCGGAGGUUCAGAAGCACGAAUUCAGCUGCUCAGGUCAUCAGGACUCCUCCAACAUGCAGCCGUGCAGUAUCGGAGGAGGCUCCUGUCCGGCCAUGUGCACCUGCAGUAACAACAUUGUGGAUUGUAGAGGGAAAGGUCUCACUGCCAUCCCAGCCAACCUGCCCGACACCAUGGCUGAAAUACGUCUGGAGCAGAAUGGGAUUAAGUCUGUUCCGCCAGGAGCCUUCUCUCCCUACAAGAAGCUGCGUAGGAUAGACCUGAGCAACAACCAGAUCUCAGAGAUCGCUCCUGAUGCCUUCCAGGGCCUGCGCUCCCUCAACUCUCUCGUUCUGUAUGGAAAUAAGAUCACCGACCUGCCCAAGGGGGUGUUUGACGGCCUCUACGCCCUGCAACUGCUGUUGCUGAAUGCCAACAAGAUUCACUGCGUUCGUGCCAACGCCUUCCAGGACCUGCAGAAUCUGUCGUUGCUAUCACUCUAUGACAACAAGAUCCAAACCCUCGCCAAGGGCACCUUUACUUCACUAAGAGCAAUACAGACCCUUCACUUGGCACAGAACCCAUUUAUCUGUGACUGUAAUCUGAAGUGGCUGGCCGACUACCUGCGCUCCAACCCCAUUGAGACCAGCGGCGCCCGCUGCGCCAGCCCUCGCCGUCUGGCAAACAAACGUAUUGGACAGAUCAAGAGCAAGAAGUUCCGCUGCUCUGCCAAAGAGCAGUACUUCAUCCCAGGAACGGAGGACACACGCCUGAAUAACGCCUGUAACAGUGAUCCGGUCUGCCCUCCCAAAUGUCGCUGUGAGUCUAAUGUGGUGGACUGCUCCAACCUGAAGCUCACCAAGAUCCCUGAACACAUCCCGACAUCUACCAGCGAACUCCGCCUCAACAACAAUGAUAUCACCACUCUGGAGGCAACUGGAGUUUUUAAGAGUCUCUCCCAACUGAAGAAAAUUAACCUCAGCAACAACAAGAUCACAGAGAUUGAAGAUGGAGCGUUUGAAGGUGCUUCAUCCGUCAAUGAGCUCCACCUCACAGCCAAUCAGAUCGACUCGGUCAGAAGCGGGAUGUUCCGAGGCCUUGAGGGACUGCGCAUGCUUAUGCUGAGGAACAACAAGAUCAGCUGCGUCCACAACGACAGUUUCACAGGCCUGCACAACGUCCGCCUUCUGUCUCUGUACGACAACCAGCUGACCACCAUCGCUCCUGGAGCCUUCGACACCCUGCAGACUCUCUCCACCCUUAACCUCUUGGCCAACUCCUUUAACUGUGACUGCCGGCUGGCCUGGCUCGGUGAUUGGCUGAGGAGCAAAAAGAUAGUGACAGGAAACCCUCGCUGCCUGCGUCCGGGCUUCCUGAAGGAGAUCCCCCUGCAGGAUGUGGCUCUGCCUGACUUCCGCUGUGAGGAAGGCCAAGAGGAGUCAAGCUGCGUGCCCAGACCUCAGUGUCCCAGUGAAUGCACUUGCCUGGAGACUGUUGUGCGCUGCAGCAACAAGCACCUCCACACACUGCCCAAAGGCAUCCCCAGAAACGUGACUGAACUGUACCUGGAUGGAAACCAGUUCAGUGUCGUGCCAAAGGAACUAUCUGCCUUCAAAUACCUGCAGCUGGUAGACCUGAGCAACAACAAGAUCAACUCUUUGACCAACUCUUCCUUCUCCAACAUGAGCCAACUCACCACUCUAAUCCUGAGCUACAAUUCUCUUCGCUGCAUCCCCAAAAUGGCCUUCGGAGGACUGCACUCUCUGCGACUGCUGUCUCUCCAUGGCAACGAAAUCUCCGAGCUUCCCGACGGCAUCUUUAACGAUGUUGCUUCACUUUCCCACUUGGCAAUCGGUGCCAACCCACUGUACUGCGACUGUCGCCUGCGCUGGCUCUCAGACUGGGUGAAGACUGGCUACAAAGAGCCAGGUAUCGCCCGCUGUGCCGGUCCACACGGCCUUGAGGGCAAACUGCUUCUUACCACUCCUGCAAAGAAGUUUGAAUGCACAGACGUGGACAAUGCAGUCCUGGCCAAGUGUAACCCCUGCCUGUCCAGUCCCUGUCAGAACCACGGCAUCUGCCACAGUGACCCCAUGGAGAUCUACAGGUGCAGCUGUCCUCCAGGAUUCAAGGGCAAGAACUGUGAGACAGCUGUGAAUGCCUGCGUGUGUAACCCGUGUGCCAACGGAGGAACCUGCCAAGUCAAUGAGGAUGAUGAGACAGAAUACAGUUGUGUUUGUCCAAUGGGCUUUGAGGGCCCCACUUGCCAAAUCAACAUUGACGACUGUGAAGACAACGACUGCGAGAACGGAGCGACCUGCAUUGAUGGAAUCAACAACUACACUUGUUUUUGUCCCCCCUACUACACAGGGGAGAUGUGCGAAGAAAUGGAAGACGUGUGUGCUCCAGGACGAAGCCCCUGCCAACAUCAGUCUACCUGCCUCAUCACCUCCACUGGACCCAAGUGUGUGUGCGCUCCUGGUUACGUUGGUGAUGACUGCAGUUUAGACUACAAUGACUGUGAGGAGCAUCGCUGUCAGAACGGAGCUCAGUGUUUGGAUGAGCUGAAUGGAUACUCCUGCAUCUGCUCUGAAGGAUACAGUGGUCAGCUGUGUGAGGUUCCCCCGUCCCCACUGUCCCUGUGUGAGCUCGCCGACUGCCAAAACAACGCCCCCUGUGUGGAAAUAGGAGGGCGUGCGCUCUGCCAGUGUCCUCCAGAGUUUGGGGGACCUCGCUGUGAGAAGUUGGUCAGUGUCAACUUUGUGGACAGAGACUCUUACCUUCUGCUGUCUGACCUCAAGAACUGGCCUCAGGCUAACAUCACCUUGCAGGUGUCCACAGCUGAGGAUAACGGUAUCCUGCUGUACAAUGGAGACAAUGAUCAUAUCGCAGUGGAGCUCUUCCAGGGUCAUGUUAAAGUAAGCUAUGACCCCGGCAGUCAGCCAGGACACGCCAUCUACAGUACUGAGACGAUCAACGAUGGCCAGUUCCACACAGUGGAGCUGGUGACCUUCGACCAGAUGGUGAACCUGUCCAUUGACGGGGGUCUCCCCACCACAAUGGACAGCUUCGGGGCGGUGCGGCCCCUCAACGGGGAGGCUCCACUUUACGUGGGGGGAAUGCCGGUGGAUGUUCACUCGGGCACAUUCCGUCUCUGGCAGAUCCAGAACGGUUCCAGUUUCCACGGAUGCAUCCAAAACCUGUACAUCAACAAUGAGCUCCAGGACUUCACCAAGACCCAGAUGAAGCCCGGUGUGGUGCCGGGCUGCGAGCCCUGCAAGAAGAUCUACUGUGUACAUGGCAUCUGCCAGCCUGAUGGGGCCCAGGGACCUGUGUGCCAUUGCCAGCCAGGCUGGGGCGGGCCGCACUGCGACCAACCUGCUUCCAACCCCUGCCAGGGCAGCAAGUGUGUCCAUGGAAAAUGCAUCCCACUGGACCCUGAGUCGUACCGCUGCGAGUGCGUGGAGGGUUACCGCGGUGCCCUGUGUAACCAACAGGGGGAGCUGUUCAACCCCUGCCGUCGCUUGAACUGCAAACACGGUCGCUGCCAGAUCUCAGACACGGGAGAAUCCUACUGUCACUGUGAAAGUGGUUACACUGGAGAGCUCUGUGAUGCAGAGUCGGAGUGUCGAGGGGAGCCAGUGCGCAACUUCUACCAGGUACAGAGAGGCUACGCAAUCUGCCAGACAACACGCAUGGUCUCCUGGGUGGAGUGCACAGGAGUCUGCGACUCCGGCGCCUGCUGCGCCAGCCAGCGAAUGAAACGCCGGAAAUACACCUUUGAAUGCAGCGAUGGAACCUCCUUCAGCGAGGAAGUGGAAAAGACCAUCAAGUGCGGCUGUGUGGGCUGCAUGUAGCACCAUUCACUCCAUUUUCCUGCCACUGCUACCGAGCAGAAGAUAGAAGAAAGAAAGGAAGGAAGGAAGGAAGGAAGGAAGGAAGAGAGGGAACUGGAGGAACGUGAAGGAGGGAAAGAAAGAGAGUAUAAAGAAUAUAUAUAAAACCUCUAUCUAUAUAUUAUGGACAACAAUGUUUGUAAAAUAGGACAUUUCCUCCCCUUCCAAGGGUGUGUGACCUACAGUAACACAGAGAAACCAACAUCAUGAGCAACAAUGAAGAAGUGACAACAACGGCAACACAACCAUUGUAUCUGCAACAUUGUUCCAAGGAGGUCCAGAGAUUUCAAAGGUGUCGCAUUCAGAGUGAGGCAUCCUUCCAACCCAAAUUACCCAGCGUGAAUUCCCCAUCCAUCUGCAAAGCCUCUGACAGACAAACACCAUCUACCAUCUUUACUUCGUGGAGGCAGAGAGGACAGAGGGGUCGAGCCUGGCGAAGAGGAACCUUAGGAGAGGGGCAGAGAGAGAGACAGGAGAGGAACAGAGCGAUGAGAGGAGAGCUGGACCGUUUGACUUGGCAAAGCUAUCUUGAGUUGAGCUUGGCUGGGUUACCUGGACUGGACUCGAUGUGGUUUGGGUUGAGUUUAAGUGGGUGUAGCAAUUUUCUCUGCCAGGAUACAGUCAUCCAUCCACACAUGCGCAUGUAGGAGUGAAUAGAGGAAAGGUAGGGAUAGAGUGGCACAUAUUGCUGUGAGGAUGUCGUGGCUUUGAGGCCGGGCGGUCUGGUGUCACAGUUGUCUGCUGUGAGGUCGAAUUGAAACUCCAAUAAAAUAGAGACUGCACUGACUGGCAGCACUGAAAAGGACACUCAUACACCUCUCUGAAGUACAUCAUCACACAUGCAUGGUAUACAUACAUUUACAGCAAACCAACCUGGCGCUGGAGGUGUCCAGUGUUUGUCAAUCUCCCAGCAUCCAUUGCCUCAGGGUUAGGAUAAUUUGGAUAAUCCCACCCCCUUAGUGAAGAGGCCUGCUCCUUUGAUGCCUGCAGUAUUAAACUUGUGCAAACUGUUGCAUGUGUGGAGAAGAGUUUGCCAAACAAAUAUGUCAUGCUUCUUAAUAUCAUUAUAAAUGUUCUUACGAAACAAAAGGUUGCAGAAUCAUCUUCUGAUUUUUCUUUUGUUCCGUCUAAUUUCUCAUAUUGAUUUGAUUUUUGUUAUAUUUUGUCUCAUGGUGUAAUCUAACUCCUUUAGCCGUCCCAGCCCUCCCCAACAACCCUUUAUAUAGAAAUGCCUAACAGAUUCUAAUAUAUAUAUAUUUGUAUUUCAUUUUGGUAUAGUAUUUUUCUAUGUUAAAGAGUAAGUCUGUUUCUGGAAGCUUUGGGACUAGUGGAAAGGCAUUCAGUUGGUUCCUUAGGUGUUUUUAUUUGUUGAUCUCAUUUGCGCCAACAAGGUAAUUAAUUACAUAAAUUGGCCAAACAUACAGCAGCUGGUUGGCCUUGUUGUAUAGAAGGCAGUAUUGGUCUAGAAUUAUGUUUAAUAAUGUAUAUGUUGUCUUCCAUGUGAAUAUUACAUCUAAUUCAUGAGAGUCUGUGCUUGUUUUUAUUUAUUUUAUCUUAAGGUGUUUUCCUGUAGAAAGUGAAAGGCAUAAAUGGUUGCUGACUUUCAACUAUUUUCAAAAAUUUCAAAAAGAUGAAAAAAGGCAAAAUAAUGAAUAAAAAUAGCAUAAAAAUCUGUGAGGUAUUUGUAACAUCACUGAAUAGCGAGUUACGACAGUGUUUCCUUCUCUCCGGCUCAAACAUUCCUCAUUUGCUGCGUGAGCUGGAGAGAUUAGAGCUGGGAUUAAAGGACAUCCCCCCUCAAAUUGACCUUGUAAUUACCAUACCACACAUAAAAGGCUUCUGAUUGUUUUCAUGUUUCUUUUUAUUGAAGUGCUGGGCUGGAUCUCCUUUAUAAUUUGAGAGAUGUUUGCCGUAGAAAAAGAGGUGUUUUUUCGUUCGAGUUUAAAAAAAAAAGUCAAGCUCAACUGAUCAUAAGCUGCUGUCAAGCCAGAAGGAAAAGGAUGAAGUUGCUUCCUUGGACAAUUUUCAUGUCAAAGUACAUCAUCCUUCAUCUGUUCAAACAGGCGUGAAGCAUUACAUGCCUACAAGGGACAGAUUAUAUACGAGAACGGUCUGGACAUUUCAAUGUGUGUCAGUUCUGACUGGCUAUCCACACUAAAAAAGAAGACAUGGUGCCAAUUACAGAGAACACAACAGUCAAACCUGAAUGUAUAAAUGUGUAUAGAUAAAUAUGACCUAUGCUUAUUCAUGAAGUGGUAACUUUUAGCUGUUAUUUAGUUUCAAAUGUAAGAUAUAGAAAUCACAUACUGUUCAAUAAGUGACAGUCCAUCAGGAUGGCUUAAGGCAUUGUUCUCCCUGCAGACUGGGAUUGUGUUUAUCCAUUUUGCUGAUCUAAAUGUUAAAAGUCUCUUUAUAGUGUGAAAGGCUGCAGACCCAGAUCUCAGCUCGGUACAAUGCACACAAAGCCCCUACUCAUACUGCUACCCAUGUUGACUUUGUUUUACAUGCUGUUGAUGUGAUCCAGUGUUGUACAAUAGCAUUAAAAGAAGAUCUCAUUAAGGAUACUGAUGAACAGUCACUGUAAGUUUUAGGCUUUGUGCCUCAUAAAGGUGCAUAUUUAGUCCAAUGUGGCUUUCUUUUCAUGUCUCCUUUUCUUCCUCUGCACUGAUCUGUACUGGACUGGUGCAUUCAACUUCCUGGUAGACAUCUUAGUGGUGCUUGUGCUAUAUUGAGAUGUAAUUCAGUUGUCUGGUCACAUGACCAGAAACACAGAGUUUUCAUCCUAUGAACUAUAUACAUAAAUAUGUUAUUGUAAGCAACACAAUGUCUCUGUUGUAUUGAACUGGUGCAAAAACUUAAGAAAUAUCCCUGGUUGGGUUCUGUCUGUUUGUUUUAUGUUACAGGAUUGAUGGUGGGAUUAAACUGAAAACUCCCAAUAAUGCUGAAUGUAUGUAGUGCCACCGACAAAAUGUUUACCAAACCUCCACUCUUUUUCAUUAAUUAAACUUAAAUGUGUGUGCUUUUAA
Notolabrus celidotus (New Zealand spotty) is the source of this 8083-nucleotide messenger RNA. It is a transcript of the gene slit1a, whose product is annotated as slit homolog 1a (Drosophila). The record is from RefSeq and is a predicted model, not a curated record. Gene Ontology annotation, biological process: negative chemotaxis; axon guidance. Gene Ontology annotation, molecular function: calcium ion binding; Roundabout binding; heparin binding. The transcript is spliced from 37 exons. NCBI's taxonomy places the organism in Eukaryota, Metazoa, Chordata, Actinopteri, Labriformes, Labridae. Bases 414 to 5018 code for a protein of 1534 amino acids.